Molecule: messenger RNA, 1368 nt
Organism: Symbiodinium sp. CCMP2592
Lineage: Eukaryota; Dinophyceae; Suessiales; Symbiodiniaceae
Source: the annotation of a GenBank genome assembly
AUGAACUUGAUCGUUGCUUUGCUCGUCGUGGCUCUCUGCCUGACGCUAUGCUCGGUGCUGCUUCUGCUGGUCCUGAUGCUGCGUGGUGUUCGCUUCAGCUUGCCGGGGAUAUCAGCAUCGGCGAUCUGGCCCUCACGGGUUGAACGCCCCACCUUAGAGGACGCUGACUACAAUGGGCAGCUGCAGAAGUUCGUCCGCCAGCAGCUAUCUCAAGGAGUGUCUGCAGCUUGUCUCCUAGAUUCUGUCGCCGACGUCGUAGCCCUGAUCCGCAAGGGGGAGCGGGUGCCAGGUCCAGAGGAUGGGCGGGAGGGGGUCUCCGACCUGCUGCCUGGCCUCGUCAGCACAGACUUUUCGAUGCUUCGGGCACGAGGAUGCCUCGGCAUCCUUGAUAACAGCGGCGUGACGAGGAUUGAUCUUGUCGAGCACCCCCCGGAUGAAGUGCUGCCGGAGGCAGAGCUCUUCACCUGGAAGACCGUGUCGAAAGCAAAACUCAUCAAGGAAGGCAAAGUCAAAACCGCGAAGGCCGAGCGCCUCACCCUUUUGACCACCUCAUGUUGCCCGUCGCCUUUCAUCCUUCGCUACCUCGGUUGCUGCCAAACACCGAGAUACCUCCGUUUCCGCAUGGAAGGCUUCGCUGCGAGCCUGCAUCAUAUCUACCAGCGCGAUAGGCUCUAUGGGAGCGAGCCCCAUGCAAGGUACUACAUGGCCAGUGUUGUUUGUGCUUUGCAGCAUCUGCACAACUUGCACAUCGUCUUGCGCUGCGUGAAACCAGAGGAUUGUGUCCUCACUUUCCAAGGCAAGCUCCAGCUGUUUGACUUCCAUUUCUCGAAGAUCAUCGUCAACAAGACCUGGACAACGUGUGGGACACCGGAAUACUUCGCACCCGAGGUCGUCGGCAUGGCGGGCCACUCAUUCGACUAUGACUGGUGGAUAGUGGGCAUCAUGAUGUACGAGCUCUUUGCAGAAGCCUCGCCCUUUGCAGAGCCCAAUAUGAUGGACACCUACCGCAGGAUCACGAAAUGCCAGUACACGUUCCCCAAAUCUGUACCCUCAUCAGCAAGGAAUGUCAUCCGAAAGCUUUUGGUGAAGAAUCCUUCGAAACGGGCACCGGGCGGGGCGAAGUCGCUUGCGAAGCAGAGCUUCUUCCGGCCAGUGUCUGCACCCAAGGAUACAUGGGACUGCCUGCGUAAGAUGGAGCCUCCCUUUACGCCAUCCUACGCCGACGGGCCUUUCACCGACAUCCAGAAAGCCAGCGACGAGGAUCUUGCUGAGUGCUGGGGUGCGCAGACCGGGUCAGAAGACCCGCCCCCCGUGCAGGAUGAGUGGGAGCAGUUCGGGCCAAUUGGGCCCCAUGAUGAGUUUCCUUGA